This is a messenger RNA of Hansenula anomala, 2384 nucleotides long. RefSeq names its product RNA helicase (gene DHR2). The record is from RefSeq and is a predicted model, not a curated record. Lineage: Eukaryota; Fungi; Ascomycota; Saccharomycetes; Phaffomycetales; Wickerhamomycetaceae. Gene Ontology annotation, cellular component: intracellular anatomical structure; catalytic step 2 spliceosome. Gene Ontology annotation, molecular function: ATP binding; RNA binding. The transcript has 2 exons. The coding region runs from base 24 to 2384 and encodes 786 amino acids.
CUUUGAUACCCAUAACGUUACUAAUGAGUAUCACAAACCACAACCAAAAGAUUCACAACAAGUUUCGGGAUUCAGAUGAGCUGCUGGAGUCUCAAGAAUCGAGAGGUGAUAUAAGGUCCAAUGAAGAAAACAAGUCUAAGAAACGUAAAAGAAAAAGAAAAUCUGCUACCAUUCCAGCAGUCAAUGAUGAUGAAAAGGUAGCCUUACCUAAAGCGGGAUUACAACUCGGGGAGAAUUCCCAGGGUGAAGAUUUAAGAAAGAAAUUCAAAUCAAAUGGAUCUGGAUCAUCAGGUAACGCUGGAUUUAAAAUUCAUACAAAUUCUCAAAAAGACCAACCUUCUGGAAAGAAAAAGAUAAGCUCAAAAAAAGGUCGGAAAUGUGAUGAUGAAGAAGAAUAUAGGGACAGCCGAGCUCAAAAUGUCACUAGAGACUCUCUUAAUACCAGGGCGAAAGAAUUAUUGCAAAUACGAAAAACCUUACCAGUUUACAAAAACAAAGAUGAUAUAUUAAAAAGACUCCAGAAGAAUAGAGUGACUGUGCUGAUUGGUGAAACUGGUUCGGGUAAAUCUACUCAAAUUCCACAAUUUUUAUUACCUUUGAAUAAAAAAGGUAUUGCUGUUACACAACCACGUCGUGUUGCUGCCAUAAAUUUAGCUACAAGAGUUGCAGAGGAGGCAGGAUCUAUGCUUGGUGAAAAAGUUGGUUAUUCGGUGAGAUUUGAUAAUAAGAGCACACAUCAUACUAAAUUGAAAUAUUUAACCGAUGGUAUGCUGUUAAGAGAGUUGAUGGUCCAAGCAACAUUACCACAGUAUUCUACAAUUAUCAUCGAUGAAGCUCAUGAGAGAACAGUUCUUACUGAUUUAUUGAUGGGGUUUUUGAAAGAGUUGUUGGCCAAAAGAGAAGAUUUAAAAUUGAUCAUUAUGUCUGCCACAUUGGAUGCGGAAAAAUUUUCAAAGUUUUAUGAUGAUGCAGAAAUUCUUUAUGUGGAAGGUAGAAUGUACAAAGUUGAUCGAAUGUAUCUGGAUCGUUCUGUUGAUGACAUUGUUGAUUCAACAAUCAAGGCAAUUAUUCAAGUCAAUAAUGGUGAAUUAGAAGGUGAUAUACUGGUAUUUUUACCUGGUCAAGAAGAAAUUGACAAAGCUGUAAAUUUGCUUGAAAGAGUUGCCCCUGGCUUACCUAGAGAAGCUCCACUGAUUGUCCCACUUCCUCUUUAUGCCGCAUUACCACCAGCUGAACAAGCAAAAGUAUUUAUUCCAAUGAAAGCUAGAAGACGGAAGGUGAUCUUGGCUACCAAUAUUGCUGAAACUUCGAUUACUGUCCCUGGCGUUAGAUAUGUGAUUGACUCAGGACUGAGAAAAGUCAAAGUUUGGAGACAUCAAUUAGGUCUUUCCACAUUGUUAACAGCUCCAGUUUCCAAAGCAUCAGCAACUCAAAGAGCAGGUAGAGCUGGGCGUGAAAGGGAAGGGAAGGCUUAUCGAUUAUACACCGAGGGUGAUUAUCUAAAACUUCCAAAUCAAACAGAGCCUGAGAUUUCUAGAUCAAAUGUUACUUCACCAGUACUUAUGUUGAAAAGAGCUGGAGUUGAUGAUAUUUUAAAUUGGUCAUGGUUAGAGCAUCCUGGUGAGGACUCAUUGAUCUCAGCCUUAACUCAAUUGUAUCAGUUGAAAGCUUUGGAUGAUCAAGGCAAAAUAACUAAGCUAGGUACUCAGAUGGCUAUUUUACCAUUGGAACCCCAGCUAUCAGCUAUUUUAUUGAAUGCUCAUGAGACAGGGUGUUUAACACAAGUUGUCGAUAUUGUUUCUUGUUUGUCAGUCGAUAACUUGGUCAUGAAUCCACCAUCCGAGACAAGAGAUGAAGUGAAUGAAAAGAGACUAAGUUUGUGUCUAUUGGGUGCCAGACAUGGUGAUUUGAUUAUGUUGAAGGAGUUGUUUGAUUUUUACAUUCAAUUCGAUAAUUCCCAGGAAAGACAACAAUGGUGUAAAGAGUUGGCCCUAUCAUACCGUGGAUUCAAAAAUGUUUUAAGAGUGCGUAAUCAGAUCCGUCAAUAUAUGGUUUCGUUGACUAAGGAGAAAUAUCUAUUUGAUGAAGAAGAAGAUGAAACAAAACCAAUGGAUAUUCCAUCAGUCUUGAAAUCAUUUUUAGUGGGGUUCGUUUCAAACACAGCGAUUGGUAUGCCUGAUAGAUCAUAUAGAACAACCACUUCAGGUCAGUUGAUUUCUGUUCAUCCUUCAUCUAUGAUUUUCAGUAAGAAAUCAGAUGCUAUCAUGUAUACCGAUUAUGUGUAUACUACUAAAGGGUAUGCUAGAAAUGUCAGCACAAUUGACCUUACAUGGCUUCAAGAAGUUGGAUCUCAUCUUCUUGCAUCAAAAACCAAAGUCGCAUAG